Molecule: messenger RNA, 1920 nt
Organism: Naegleria fowleri
Lineage: Eukaryota; Heterolobosea; Eutetramitea; Acrasida; Naegleriidae
Exons: 3
Coding region: 1-1920 (639 amino acids)
Biological process (GO): pyruvate metabolic process; malate metabolic process
Cellular component (GO): mitochondrion
Molecular function (GO): malate dehydrogenase (decarboxylating) (NAD+) activity; NAD binding
Source: RefSeq, a predicted model, not a curated record
AUGCCAUCGAUGAAAUUUGUCAUUGCCAUUCAUAAUCAUUCCAAUCCCGAAACACUACUUUCAUGUCCUUGUUGUGGUUGUUUACUUUCGGAUCAUCAUUCGUCCAUAACUUCGCACCACUUGAACUCUCCAAAACGAUCAUCAUCAUUUUCUCUUCAUUCCUCUCCUCUCCUCUCCUCUCAUGGAAAUACCAUUAUAGAUCGAUCUUUACAAUCAUUCAUUCAACAAAUGGAACCUCAAAAUUACGUUUUUCUUCACAGUGCAGCUCUCAACAAGGACACUGCUUUUACCCUUGAGGAUCGAAAGAAAUUUGGAUUGAGAGGUUUGUUGCCACCUCGUGUGGAGACGAUCACUCAUCAAUUAGUGAGAGCUUUGAGACAAUUUCGUUCUUUUAAGAAUCCGUUGGAUAAAUAUAUUUAUUUGAUGAGCUUGCAGAUGCGAAAUCAAACAUUGUUUUUCAGAUUGUUAGUUGACAAUAUGGUGGAAAUGUUGCCUAUCGUCUACACACCUACUGUCGGUGAUGCUUGUCUUCAAUUUGAUCAAAUCUGGCGUGUCUCUCAAGGAAUGUACAUCUCCCUUGAAGACAAGGGCUCCAUUCCAGAAAUUCUCAAAAACUGGAACAAGACACCUGACAUUAUUGUCGUUUCUGACGGUUCUAGAAUUCUCGGUCUUGGAGAUUUGGGUGCCAACGGAAUGGGUAUUCCAAUUGGAAAACUCAAUCUCUACGUUGCUGCAGCUGGAUUCCAUCCAGAGAAGACUCUUCCAAUUUUGAUCGACGUUGGAACUAACAAUGAAGGAUUAUUGGCUGAUGAAUUGUAUUUGGGAUUGAAAAGAAAGAGAGUGAGAGGACCUGAAUUUUAUGAACUCAUGUCUGAAUUUAUGAGUAGUGUGAAAAAGCAAUGGCCUAAUUGUUUGGUGCAAUUUGAAGAUUUUUCAAAUGAUGUUUGUUUUGAUUUAUUGGAUCAAUAUAGAGAUGUGCAAUUGUGUUUCAAUGAUGAUAUUCAAGGAACUGGAGCUGUUAUUGUCGCUGGAUUUUUGAAUGCGGCCAAAAUUACUGGUAAAAGAGCCUAUCAACACAAAUUACUUUUCAUGGGAGCUGGUUCAGCUGCUACUGGAGUUGCCGAUCAAUGUUUGGGUGUUAUGAAAAUUCAAGCAGAACAAGAUGGAACUCCAAAAGAACAAAUUGAAACUGAUUCUGAACAUUGGAUUUAUUUGGUAGAUUCCAAAGGAUUGGUCACUCAAACUCGUUCUGAUUACAAUGACAUGCCACAUCAUAAGAAGAAGUAUGCCAAGAAGGGAGAUGAGACUUUGGGAAAUUUCCAAUCGAAUUCCUUGUUGGAAAUUAUUAAGAAGGUGAAACCUACUGCAAUUAUUGGGUUGUGUGGACAAUCUGGAGUUUUCACAAAGGAAGUCAUUCAAGAAGUUUCCAAAUUGAAUGAAAAGCCAAUCGUAUUCGCUCUAUCAAAUCCAACCAAGAACUCGGAAUGCACUGCAAGAGAAGCUAUUGAAUAUUCUGAUGGAAGAGCAAUCUUUGCCUCUGGAUCUCCAUUUGACGAUGUCGAAUAUAAUGGAAAGAUUUAUCAACUCAGUCAAGGAAAUAACUUGUACAUUUUCCCUGCACUUGGAUUGGGAGCAGUCGUAUCGAAAUCUCGUCAUGUGACUGACCACAUGAUUUUGAAAGCAGCUCAAACCUUGUCCGAUCUCACUGAUGAAGAUCGAUUGCAAAAGGGACUCUUGUAUCCAAGUUUGACAAACAUUAGACCGAUUGCCCAAAAGAUUGCCAUUGAAGUUGCAAAACAAAGUGUCAAAGAAGGAAUGUCACAAUUAGAAGAAAGUGAAAUCCCAAAGAAUGAUGAAGAAUGGGAACAACUUGUGAAAAGUCACGUUUAUAUGCCAGAUUAUGUGGAUUCUAAAUUGUAA